Messenger RNA from Stegostoma tigrinum, 5132 nucleotides. Its product is annotated as methylcrotonoyl-coenzyme A carboxylase 2. The record is from RefSeq and is a predicted model, not a curated record. Gene Ontology annotation, biological process: L-leucine catabolic process. The coding region runs from base 139 to 2016 and encodes 625 amino acids. Gene Ontology annotation, cellular component: methylcrotonoyl-CoA carboxylase complex; mitochondrion. NCBI's taxonomy places the organism in Eukaryota, Metazoa, Chordata, Chondrichthyes, Orectolobiformes, Stegostomatidae. The transcript is spliced from 13 exons. Gene Ontology annotation, molecular function: methylcrotonoyl-CoA carboxylase activity.
ACCACAGACGCUCACCAGGGGCCGCGGAGGGAGGGCCGAGCCAGAUCGGGCCGUACUCCGGCUCCCAUUUCCGGCAUCGCGUGCUGCCUUCUCCGGGUAAAGUUCCGGCGGGAAGAGCGGCGAAUAUCUGGCGGAGAAAUGUACCGGCAAUUAGCAGCUUCCAAAUGGGUUGCUGGUCGACUGUGUUCAAGGCGAAACUUAAGCUUUAUAUUCCAAGAAUAUCUGGCAAGACAGCAGAAAACAUGCACCUACAACAAAAGAAAACAUUCUAAUUGUGUUCAUGAUCCGAGAACAUUAUGGACAGAUCACACUUGUCUCCAGAGACAAAUUCUUGAGAAAGGAAUUCCUUGGAAGAAUGCACUUUGCUUAACUCUCUGUUUAAUGUCCAACAGUUUGGUCAGAACUUAUAAUACAAAGUCAUAUCCUGUUUUAAACGGAAGUAUUCAGCCAAUUCACCGACAUGUUUUUGAAUCUAACUCGCACAACAGUAUAGUCUGUGCUGAAAGGUAUUCGGAACUGAUGGAGCAGGUAAUACAGGGUGGAGGUGAAAAAGCAAUUUUGAGGCACACCCAGAGGAAUAAAAAACUCCUGGUCCGAGACCGUUUACAAUUGCUUGUGGACAAAGGGGAGAUCCUGGAGCUGUCUCCUUUUGCUGGCCUGGGAAUGCCAUAUGGAGAUAUUCCUGCUGCAGGCUGCUUAACUGGAGUAGCUAAAAUCAGUGGUGUCUGGUGUGUAUUCAUUGCUAAUGAUGCAACAGUCAAAGGAGGGACAGCCUACCCAAUCACCGUGAAGAAGCAGCUGAGAGCCCAGGACAUUGCAAUUCAAAAUGGGCUGCCUUGCAUUUACUUGGUGGAUAGUGGGGGAGCAUUUUUACCACUUCAGGCAGAUAUAUUUCCUGACAAGAACCACGGAGGUCGAAUGUUCUACAAUGAAGCAGUAAUGUCUGCAAUGGGCAUACCUCAGGUAGCAGUUGUGUGUGGCUCAUGCACCGCUGGUGGCGCAUAUAUCCCAACAAUGGUAGAAGAAACAGUGAUGGUGGACAGGAUUGGGACAAUAUUCCUUGCUGGACCCCCACUUGUCAAAGCAGCAACAGGGGAGGAUGUUAGUCCUGAAGACCUUGGUGGUGCAACUCUGCAUGCAAAGAUUAGUGGAUGCAUUGAUCAUUUUGCAGCUACAGAGGAAGAAGCGUAUGAAUGUGUCAGGAAUAUUAUCGCCACUUUAAAUUUUGAUCUUCCAUCAAACAAGAUAUCUGACUUUGAAGAGCCUGCUUAUGCAGCUGAUGAACUGAAUGGUCUUGCUCCAAGGGAUUAUGCACAUACCUUAAAUGUUAAACUGGUUCUGAGUCGUUUGAUAGAUGGAAGUAGGUUCCUGGAAUUCAAAGCAUUAUAUGGGACUACGCUGGUAACUGGUUUCGCUCAGAUUAAAGGUCAUCUUGUUGGAAUUGUGGCCAACAAUGGAGAACUCACACAUAAUGCUUCACUAAAAGGCAGCCAUUUUGUGCAGCUUUGUGACCAGAGAGACAUUCCUAUCAUAUUUGUUCAAAACACAAGACCAAAUGUUACCAUGGCUGAAACAUUAUCUAAGGCUGAAGAUGUCACCAACCAACUUAAGGCCCAGGGCACCAUGAUAUCAGCUGUGGCGUGCGCCACUGUUCCCAAGAUAACUGUUAUAAUUGGAGGCUGCUAUGGCAGUGAAAGUUUUCCUAUGUGCGGAAGAUCAUUUGAUCCGAACUUCCUUUUUCUAUGGCCCAAUGCUAGGAUUGGACUAGUUGCCCCAAGUUACAACCCAGAGAUCCAGAAAUCUGAUGGAGAAAUCCAAGAUGAGAGACAACUGAAGAUCAUGAAAGAAACGCUGGAGAAUGAGAGUUCUGCUUUUCACUCUUCUUCCAGAGUUUGGGAUGAUGGUAUAAUACUACCUAAAGACACUCGGAUGGUAAUAGGUCACUGUCUAAAUAUCAUCAAACAGAAAUCUCGACCGCAUUCACAACCCGAAAAACAUGCUGUCCUAAGAAUGUAAACUCGGAGAAUGGCAUAAUUCAUCAACUCAAUCACUGAAGAUGAGCAGUUGUGGUAAAGAGAAGCAGCACAGGCUAAGAAAUUAAUAGUGAUCAAGUAUGGCAGGGCAUGCUCAAAGACCCAAACCAGUCAAUAUGUCUUUACGUGGCUAAUUAAAUUAAAUAUCAUCUUGAUCCUACGCUGUUCCUGGCCUACAGCAACAACCAAAAUACUUAGUAUCCCAAACCAUUCAAGGUUUCACUGUUAGGAUUGGAGUAAUUUUUAACAUUUGACAAUGGCAGUGAUUAAUACAAACGCCAUAAUUUUAGUCAGAACACAACUGCUUUCUGCUAAUGCAUGUUUUGUAGCUAUGUGUUGUAAUUCUCAUCUCCAAAAGAACAGCUUCUGCUGCACAGUGUGGUCUCAAGUGACCUUCAGUCACUAGCCUGUUAUGAGUUUUAAAUCCAAGAGCUAGCAAUGAAAGGCCACUGAAGUAACCCCUAUCCAUAAGUUGUCAGUCUGAAUGCCUUCAAGGUUUUGCCAAACAUUUCUCAUUUGUUUAUUAAUUUGAUGAUUUUAUAAUGAUGCUGCAAACUUCUAAAAUGAAAGGAACUGAUGUCACUAGGGGAGUAAGGUGCUUUCCCAGUAUUCAAGAACAGAUUUGAACUUAAUCUACAUUUUUAAAUGCAAAGAGUGAAAAGUCAUCCUGGAGUAUUUACAAUUAAGUUAUUUCUUCAGUUAUCAUACGACUCGUCGUGUAACAAGUGAUCAGCUUUUGAUUGAAGGAGAAGCCCUUUGCAAUAUCUUCAGUUACUCUUCCUUCCAUUUCAGACAAUGUUUGGUAGGUGACAAACAAUCCCUCAAUAUAUGGAACACUUGUUUGACAAGUCUAGAAUGCAGAUUUUUUUUUUAAAUUUUUGGCUUGUGUAGUUUAAUUUACAAUUCCAGUCCCAUCACAUAUUGGCUACUCAGUAAAUCAGAGCAUAACGAAGUACAAUUGUUACAUCAUCUCUCUUUUGCCCUCUCUUAGCCAUUCCUUUAGGGAAGGGGCAAUCUGGGGGCAACAAUUACACAGCUACUGCCAGGAGCCUAUUCUUGCAGAGAACUUCAUUAGGAAAUAUCUACCAAACUGGGACUGUAUUACACCUCCAUUGAAUGAUGUGCUCAGUUGAAAUCCACGUAUCCAGAUUGUCAUUCAUGAUUUAGCAAUCAGAAGUAGGAACACCCAAAAAAGAUGAUCUCUUAGUUGAAUUCCCUCUACUGGUCUGGCUGGUACUAGCUUUAUUUAUUUUCAUACGAAGAGCACAAUUGAAUGAAUAAAAGAUGUUAAUGAUGUUUACAUUCUUACCAAACACUCUGUUUAUUACCAGCAUCAUUAACUAUGAAAAUGUUCAUUCUUAGAGACAAGAUCUGCAAUUAAUCCUGUGAACUUUAUUUGUAGAUCAUUUUCACUUAAUUUUAAGAGUGAUGUAUUAUGGAAAUAAUUAUGAUGUUAAGAGGCUAGAAGAUCUCUUAAAAUUACUGAACCGUAUAUGAGGAAUAUACCAUCAGUAUGAGAAGUGCCUAAGAUUUCAUGUGCAACAAUUAAGUCUCUCAUGUCGUCAAGUCUUUGAGUUCUUGAUCAAAGCUGUAUUUAGUAGAAAUGUUAUCCUGGCAAAUUUAAGUUUCCAAAAUCACGCUUGUGUUUCUUUCUUGCAUUUAUCCUCCUGAUAUAUAUCUUAGUGAAUUCACUGUUUGAGUUUAUCCUCUUAACUACACAGAAAAAAAAUGUUUCAACCAUUGCCUUGUAUUCAUUUUAUACUUUGGUGUAGAUUAAUUUCCCAACCUCCUUCAAUUAUGAAAGAAGUGAACACUGCAUGAUAGUACAAUUGGAUAUGUGGAUUUUGAGAAAGUAAACUUUGGAAGAGAGGAAAUGAGGGAUUAAAGGAAAAUCUUUCACAGGUCAGAGGCAACGCGACUGAAAUAUCUAUUGUUAAUGUUGGGGGGGGGGGUGGCUUGGAAAUGGUGCGGAUGCAAAGGCAGCUGGAGAUGGAUAAUGAAGGACUUGGGACAUUAAAUAAUGGAGGAAGUUAUCAAUUACGGCUCAAUGAUGACAGGGACAAACGUGUAAGGAGAGAAGGAGGAUCUUAAACACAAAGUUGCAACCCUAUUUCCCCACACAUUUUAAGUGACAGAUGAUAUUUUAAGAGAAAGUGGAGCUUGGUGUGUAGCAGGCAUGUGUUUGCAAAAUAAAUGAUGCACAAGGUACAGCGUGAAUCCAUUAAUAUGAACAGCACACCAAGUUUGAAUGAGCUGCCAGGAGGAAGAUGGAACUGGCAGUGGAAUUUUUAUUUUUAAACUUCACACUUCACAAUGCCCAAAUUGCAAAAAUGUAAUUUUUUUAACGUACUAUUGGACGGGUUUGAAAAUGCAGAGGUAAAAUAGAAAGGACCCAAUGUAGAGGAGGAUAUGAUCAAUAAAACAAAAAAAACUGCAGCUACUAGAGAUCUGAAACAAAAUCAAAAAUUGAAGAAGAGUCACUAGACUCAAUGUUAACACUGCUUGCUCCCCACAGACACUGACAGACCUGCAAAGUUUUUUCAACAAUUCCUGGCUUCACGUGAGGAUAUAAUCAACUUUGUUAAACAUUCCAGGGCAGUGAACCACAGCACAAAAGAAUAGUGCAUCAUGGCUGCAUUCAUGGGAAUUUGAUUUUGACCAGAAAAGGAUGUAGCAGAAAGUUUGGAAUUCAAAAUGGAAAUUUUUGAAGCUAAGUUCAAGGGAUAUUACAGAUAAACAGUACUUGCAAAGAAUGUGGAGUUUAAAAGGUGCAUUUUUUUUGAGCACUGGGAAUGUGAGUUUGGAAAGGGAAGCGAAAAUGAGGAGAAUUGUUUUACAUAUCAAUUGAACAGUGACAAGGAUAGGUAACUGAGCGUUUCAGAAAGUAGUGGAGAAGGGAUCAAGGCUAGAGUAAUGUUUGAAGAUGAUAAUGGAAAUUAUAGGAAAGAAAGUGCUGAUAAGGAGUCAUGGUAAGGAUUUUGUGAACAAAACUAGUCACUGAGAAGGGGUGAGAAACAGACCUUUAAAACAAAGUAUCAGAGAUAAUGGGAACUGCAGAUGCUGGAGAUUCCAAGAUAAUAAAAUGUGAGGCUGGAUGAA